This is a messenger RNA of Neocloeon triangulifer, 2184 nucleotides long. RefSeq names its product serine/threonine-protein kinase PAK 2 (gene Pak3). The transcript has 9 exons. The record is from RefSeq and is a predicted model, not a curated record. NCBI's taxonomy places the organism in Eukaryota, Metazoa, Arthropoda, Insecta, Ephemeroptera, Baetidae. Gene Ontology annotation, molecular function: ATP binding; protein serine/threonine kinase activity. Gene Ontology annotation, cellular component: cytoplasm. Gene Ontology annotation, biological process: regulation of axonogenesis; intracellular signal transduction; protein phosphorylation. Bases 226 to 1737 code for a protein of 503 amino acids.
GCACCAGCAGCACAGAUGGUGGCCGGCCCUGACUAGCGUAGGGAGUGGUUUCUUGUUUUUAGUUUAGUUUUCUUAGUUUUUCAAUAGUUUUGAAAAAUGUUUUUCCUCCGAAAAUCGUGCCACGUCUCCCUUGAGACUCUUUCCUAAGCGAAAAGAAAGACGACGCCUUCGAUUUUCAGCGUGAAAGCUGUGUUAUUCUUUCAACGAGGAAUUUAAAGCCCGAAGAUGUCUUUAUUCUUCAAGUUCCGAAGCAAAAAGAGCGCCGAGUCGGGAGGGCCGUCGCAAAUCGGGUUCCCAACAAACGUUCACCACGAGUGGCAUGUCAGUAGGAACCAGCACACAGGCCAACUCGAGGGCCUUCCAGACCAAUGGUUGAAACUCAUGGACACACAAAUUACAAAAGAUGAACAGAAAGAGCAUCCGGAUGCUGCGAUUCAGGCGCUGAAGUACUACAAUUACUCGAUAAAGAAGAAGCCUGGCGACAACAACUUCUUCAAGCCCCUGGUCACGGAAAAGGCAAUUGCUGAGGAGUCGGAGGAGAUAGAGAAACUGAUUAAGCAGCAUGGCAAAGACGCGCACCGAAGUGUUGGCUCGGACAACAGCACCUCUUCGGACACAAGCCGAGAGCUUUCUCCGCAACCAGCAGGACAAAAUGUGGUACCACCUGUUGCACCACCGAGAAAAUCGCCCCGGACAGCCAAGAAGGAGAAGGAGGAACCUUUGUAUGACAAUAUACCGCGGGGUGUGCAGAACAUAAAGAUUGAUAAUUCUGAAGCUGAGGCUAAAGAGGUGUCACCAGUAAUGGUCCGCAAGAAGGAAAAACCAACCAAACUUACUGACGAUGAAAUUUUUGCUGAGCUUAAGGCGCUUUGCAACAGUAACGACCCUUACAAGAAGUUCAAUUUGAGCAAAGAGCUUGGCUCAGGAGCUUCGGGAACAGUCUUCACAGCCAAAGACGCUCAGCAAAAUUCUAUCGUGGCCAUCAAGGACAUCGACAUGUCGAAACAGCCCAGGAAGGAGUUGAUUCUGAACGAAAUCAAAGUGCUCAAAGACUUCAAUCAUGAGAAUCUGGUCAACUUUUUGGACGCCUACUUAGUAAAGGACCAUCUUUGGGUCGUCAUGGAGUUGUUGGAGGGAGGGCCUUUGACUGACGUAGUCACCGAAACGGUCAUGAAAGAAGGUCAAAUUGCUGCCGUGUCCAGAGAAGUCCUCAAAGCUGUCAGCUUUCUGCACUCAAGAGGAAUAAUCCACCGAGACAUCAAGUCUGAUAACGUCUUGCUGGGUUUGGAUGGAACGGUUAAAGUCACAGAUUUUGGUUUUUGUGCAAACAUCAUCGGAGACGAAAAAAGGCAAACCAUGGUCGGAACGCCUUAUUGGAUGGCUCCAGAGGUUGUAACGAGAAAACAGUAUGGAAAGAAGGUGGACAUUUGGUCCUUAGGAAUUAUGGCAUUCGAGAUGAUAGAGGGCGAGCCACCCUACUUGAAAGAGACACCCCUCCGAGCAUUGUAUCUGAUUGCUGCUAACGGAAAGCCAAAGAUUCCUCGUUGGGACAAACUGACGCCUGCCUUUCAAGAUUUUCUGAAUAGAUGUCUUGAGGUAAACGUUGACGACCGGGCAGAUGCGGACGAACUCCUCCAGCACAAGUUUUUGACCAACUGCAUGAAACUGAGCUCGUUGACUCCGCUGAUCCAGGCUGCCCAGAAAAUCCUGCGCAAGGGCGCUUACCAACCAUCGUGAACAUUGUAAAACUGCAAUCAUUCUGUACACAAAGCCAUCAUUCAAGUCAUGCAUUUGUUGUUGUUGUUGAUUUAAAGUUCUCUGUUCGCAAAUCUGUUACCAAUCAACAGUGAGUGAUGGGUAAACUAUUCCAGUCUUGUGCCUUCCCAAUUUUAGCACAAUUACCACGUAAGACUAUCAAUGUAUUACUAUUUUUCUAUAAACUUGUAUUUUGCUGUUGUGAACUUGCCUCGAAUAAUGGCAUUUAAUUUUGGAACAAAAUUUUUUUAAAUAGUUUUGUAUUGCAAAUCAAAAAGGAGAAAAAGCAAAUUUAUUGGUAUUAUAGAGCCUCUAUUUUGUAAACGGCUUACUUAUGUUUCAUCUCAUUUUCAUCUUAUAUUUCCAGUGAUUCCAGACCCAUUUUUAAUGAUUUAUUAUGGUCGUUGAGAAAUAAAAUGUCUUGAUAAA